AUUGCGGUGUAUAGAGUGCAUAUUACGCUAGGUACAUUAUUGUUAACAUCCCUCAAACCCGUGGCGUCCUCCAUCGCAUCUUGAAUGUCAAAACGUUUGUUUACAAGCGCUGCAACACAGCGAUUCGCAUUUCAUUUUAUCAAAGUUUUAAGAUGGCCAUUUACUCGCUUACGUUCUGAGUUUCUUGAGUAAACACUGUGAACAUUUCGAUAACAAUUUAGCGCUUAUCUUCUCGACAGGGGUGAUCUCGACGCAAAUCGGUUUAAGCGCUCAGGAUGGUGCAAUCGGAUUAUCUAUGCCGCGUUUGCAUGGGUAAAGGUGUGUGGAACAUUUUUAGUAUCAACGCAAUCAACGAUGAAUUAUGCACCGCAGCAUCCAUCAACUACAUCCGUGACAAAUUACAGUACGUCACGGAGCUACAACUGCACGAAGACGAUGGUUUACCAUUGAGGAUCUGUGAACUGUGUAUCAUACAGCUGAACGUAGCAUACCGUUUUAAACAACUCGCUAUUGAAUCGGACUGUAAACUGCGGCAAAGCCUUGAGGCGAGAGCGCGCACACCAGCGUUAACCAAUGAUGAGCAUCUUCCGGAGGUUCAAGCAGAACCCGAAAUAGUAAUGAUCAAAGAUGAAACACUGGAUGAAAUUACCAUAGAGCCUACAACAAUCACCGAAGAACGAUUUGCUUCCCCCUCGCUGCCUAAUAAUGCAAUCGUGCCGAACGAAUUUCCAGCCGAAGGGAUGGUUUACUUACACAAAGAUGUUAUCGAUCCCGCUGAAGAUGAAAUCUACCUAAAGGAUAUUGUGAAAAAGGAAGUGAUUACGAUGCCAUGGCCAAUAACUAACGAAGAAACAACCGAUACCUCCGCUUUACCAUCCAUUCCACCGGAGCAAUGCGAACAGUGGCAAAAACCAGCGAAAUCUUCUCACAAGCGUAAACGAUCCAAAACAUCACUGGAUGAAUUAGAAAAUGAGUUACAAAAUGAUAAAAAAGAAGUACAAAAGGAAACAACAUCGCAGCAGACAUAUUCACACAACGGCACAAGCAGCAGUGCUGAAUCAGCAAAGAACAGGACGAAACCGACAAAAGCUGAGUUGCGCAAAAAGCGAUUGAAGAAAGUUUUGGAUAGUUUGCGCAUCGAUAUGGUGUACAACCCGAUGGAGCGGUACAGUUUGAAGGAGCUCGAAACAGCUCCGAAUGCUGAAACUCCAAGCCCAAAGAUGAUUAUGAAGCGCCGUAAUUCCGUUUGUGUUUCAUCCUUUAAACCAUGGAUAUAGGAUGCUUAUGGUAUUGUAGCGUAACUUGACCAUGCCAACGCGUAGAAUGAAUUUUGUAAAUGAAUAUUGUUGUCGUGACGAAUUUUCCAAACGCUAUACUAUUAGUUGGAAAAAGUUUAAUUGAUUAUUAAUUAGUUUUUAUUGAUUGAAACAGAACCAGUAUUGAGAUACGCCGGUCCUAUUCCAGAUUGUAAUUAGCAUAAUUAUCGGUAUAAAGUAGCUCUCUGAUGAAAAAGACAAAUUAGGUACAGAAUGCUAUUGAAAAUCUGUUGAAAUUUCGUAGUACUCGUGUUAUAACAGAAAUAAAUCGAAACAAAUCAACAGAAAUAAUUUACCAAAAACUGAAAA
Molecule: messenger RNA, 1625 nt
Organism: Anopheles funestus (African malaria mosquito)
Lineage: Eukaryota; Metazoa; Arthropoda; Insecta; Diptera; Culicidae
Exons: 2
Coding region: 276-1277 (333 amino acids)
Cellular component (GO): nucleus
Molecular function (GO): zinc ion binding
Source: RefSeq, a predicted model, not a curated record